ACAGGAGAGAAGCCAUACCAUUGCGGCCAGUGUGGAAAGAGUUUUAGCCUGUUAGGAAGCCUGAAAGCUCAUGAGCGAAUACACUCAGGAGAGAAGCCAUACCAUUGCGGCCAGUGUGGAAAUAGUUUUAACCAGUUAGGAAACAUGAAAAGACAUGGGAGGAUACACACAGGGGAGAAGCCAUACCACUGCUCCCAGUGUGGAAAGAGUUUUACGGCGUUAGUUAAGCUGGAAGCUCAUGAGCGAAUUCACACAGGGGAGAAGCCUUACUACUGCUCCCAUUGUGGAAAGAGUUUUAACCAUUUAGUUAACAUGAAAAGACAUGAGAGGAUACACACAGGAGCGAAGCUUCACCAUUGUUCCCAGUGUGGAAAGAGUUUUAAGCGGUUAGACACCCUCAAAGAUCAUUUGCGAAUACACACCGGGGAGAAGCCUUUCCGUUGCGCCCAGUGUGGAAAGAGUUUUAGCCGGUCAGGAAGCCUGAAAGAGCAUGAGCGAAUUCACACAGGGGAGAAACCUUACCGCUGA
This is a messenger RNA of Salvelinus namaycush (lake trout), 528 nucleotides long. RefSeq names its product zinc finger protein 79-like. The annotation marks the transcript as partial. Gene Ontology annotation, biological process: regulation of transcription by RNA polymerase II. NCBI's taxonomy places the organism in Eukaryota, Metazoa, Chordata, Actinopteri, Salmoniformes, Salmonidae. Gene Ontology annotation, cellular component: nucleus. Gene Ontology annotation, molecular function: RNA polymerase II transcription regulatory region sequence-specific DNA binding; DNA-binding transcription factor activity, RNA polymerase II-specific. The record is from RefSeq and is a predicted model, not a curated record. The transcript has a single exon.